This is a messenger RNA of Nicotiana attenuata, 1620 nucleotides long. RefSeq names its product pentatricopeptide repeat-containing protein At1g77405. Gene Ontology annotation, molecular function: protein binding. The record is from RefSeq and is a predicted model, not a curated record. The transcript has a single exon. NCBI's taxonomy places the organism in Eukaryota, Viridiplantae, Streptophyta, Magnoliopsida, Solanales, Solanaceae. The coding region runs from base 233 to 1561 and encodes 442 amino acids.
AUUGGCAUCCAAAUUGUGUCCAAGGCAUAACAUCAUUUCAUCUCCAUAGUUCAUCACAUAUGUGAUAUCAUAUGUUUAUGUGGCUCUAUCCGACUUCACUCCCCCUCUUAGAGGUUCCGUUUCAGUGUUCACACACUUCAGUUCUCAAGCCAUUCAACUUCCAGCUAUAUACAGUUUUAACAAUUACUACUACUACUAAAGCUCUUCUUGCACUUCGCCGCUUUAUGAUAAUAUGUUCUCAUCAAGAUCACUUUCUUCUCCUAAUUUUACCCAAAACCUUCUUAUAAACCAGGUUUUAGCUGCAAUUAUCCGAAAUCGGCCGUUUGAAACAAAUGUCGCAGCCUCAAUUCCCAACCAACCCAUUUGGACUGUAGAAGCAGUUUCUCAAGUCCUAAGAUCAAUCCCCAUAUACCUCUUCCAAUCUCCAAGAUCCAUUGGCCGCCAAAGUGGGUUUCGCCACCGUACCCCAUUAAAGCAAAGAAACCUAAGAGAAGAAUUCCAUAAGGCCCGAAAACGGGUACUCAUUCUUGGCCCAGCUGCUCAUAGAGAUCCUCAAAAUGUACAGCUAGGCGUGGACAAAGCUCUAGAAUUUUUCCAUUGGGUUGAGACCCAUGGUGGGUUUACUCACAAUGAGCUCACGUGCAAGGAGAUGUCUCUUGUUCUUGCUAAAGGGGGUUGUAAAUUGAAACUCAUUUGGGAAUUUCUCAAAAAAAUGUCAAGAAAAGGGCUCGUUACGACACCGACCGUUACAUGUUUGAUAAAAUGCCUAGGAGAAGAAGGGUUAGUGGAAGAAGCAUUGGCUACCUUUUAUAGAAUGAAACAGUUUCACUGUAAGCCUGAUGUGUAUGCUUACAACACUCUAAUAUUAGCUCUUUGUAGAGUUGGGAAUUUCAAGAAAGCCAAGUUUCUGUUGGAGCAAAUGGAGUUGCCGGGGUUUAGGUGCCCACCUGAUGUGUUCACUUACACAAUCUUGAUUAGCUCUUAUUGUAGGUAUGGUUUAGAAACUGGCUGUAGAAAAGCUAUUAGGAGGAGAAUAUGGGAGGCGAAUCACUUGUUUCGCCUUAUGCUGUUCAAAGGAUUUGUUCCUGAUGUUGUAACUUAUAAUAGUUUGAUCAAUGGAUGCUGCAAAACGAAUAGGAUAGAGAGGGCAUUGGAGUUGUUGGAUGAAAUGGUGAAAAGGGGUAUUGCACCUAAUCGAAUUACGUAUAAUUCUUUCAUUAGGUACUACAGUGCUACUAAUGAGAUUGAUAAGGCUAUUGAGAUGCUGAGAAGAAUGCAAGGAAUGGAUGAUGGAGUAGUAGCAUGUAACAGUUCAUAUACACCGAUAAUUCAUGCCCUGUGUGAAGCUGGUAGGGUGGUGGAGGCGAGAGAUUUUCUUGUGGAAUUGGCUGAACAUGGUUCAAUUCCUAGAGAAUAUACUUAUAAACUAGUUCGUGAAUCUGCUGGGAAGAUUGAUUUACUUGAUGCAGAAUUUUGUAGGCGAUUAGAAGAUGGUAUUAAAGGUAGGAUUAGACAAGUGAUGAAAAUGAAACCUUUGUUGCAGCAUGAAAGUAUUUCUUAGCAUUGAAUAUUAAGCUUUUUAUGGAUUCUGAUCUUAUAAAAGAUAUAGGAUUUAACUUA